Molecule: messenger RNA, 2073 nt
Organism: Larimichthys crocea (large yellow croaker)
Lineage: Eukaryota; Metazoa; Chordata; Actinopteri; Sciaenidae
Gene: pdia6
Product: protein disulfide isomerase family A, member 6
Exons: 13
Coding region: 133-1458 (441 amino acids)
Biological process (GO): response to endoplasmic reticulum stress
Cellular component (GO): endoplasmic reticulum lumen
Molecular function (GO): protein disulfide isomerase activity; protein-disulfide reductase activity
Source: RefSeq, a predicted model, not a curated record
GCGGACCAAUCAGCGCGGGCCACGGUGAGAUUCUUCGGUGUACUUUUUGUGUGUGUGCAGACGCAGCGGCAGCAGUCCGUGCGGCGAGUUUGUUGCUAACACCGGAGACGAGCGGAGAGCAGCUUUGUAACCAUGAGACCACUUUUACUCGGAGUGUUGGGCUGCUCCCUGGUCCUGUCUGUCCAAGCUUUUUACUCUGCCAGUGAUGAUGUGAUUGGGCUGACCCCCUCCAACUUCAACAAGGAGGUGAUCCAGAGUGACAGCCUGUGGCUGGUGGAGUUUUACGCCCCAUGGUGCGGCCACUGCCAGAGUCUGACUCCUGAUUGGAAGAAAGCGGCCACUGCCCUCAAGGGUAUCGUCAAGAUCGGUGCCGUAGACGCAGACGAGCACAAGUCUCUGGGUGGUCAGUAUGGGGUCAGAGGUUUCCCCACCAUCAAGAUCUUUGGAGCCAAUAAGAACAAGCCAGAGGAGUACCAAGGUGGACGCAGUAGCCAGGCCAUUGUCGACGGAGCCAUGAACGCUUUGCGCAAUCUGGUGAAAGACAGGCUGAGCGGCAAAUCUGGCAGCUCUGGCGGCUCUGGCAAGCAGAGUGGCGGGGGUAGUGGCAGCAAGAAGGAUGUGGUCGAGCUCACUGAUGACAACUUUGACAAGUUGGUGUUGGAGGGUGAUGACGUGUGGAUGGUGGAGUUCUUCGCCCCGUGGUGUGGACACUGCAAAAGCCUGGAGCCCGAGUGGGCAGCAGCAGCCUCGGCUAUCAAGGAGCAAACCAAGGGCAAAGUUCGCCUCGGAGCCGUGGAUGCUACCGUGCACCAGGCCGUGUCCAGCCGCUACGGGAUCCGAGGAUUCCCCACCAUCAAGAUUUUCCGCAAAGGUGAGGAGCCCGAAGAUUACCAAGGAGGUCGCUCCCGCGGCGACAUCAUCGAGAGGGGUUUGGAUCUGUUCUCCGACAACGCUCCUGCUCCUGAACUGCUGGAGAUCCUCAAUGAAGACAUCAUUAAGAAGACCUGUGAGGACAGUCAGCUGUGUAUAAUUGCCGUCCUGCCACACAUCCUGGACACAGGUGCAGAAGGUAGAAACGGCUACCUGGAUGUGAUGUUAAAGAUGUCUGAGAAGUACAAGAAGAAGAUGUGGGGCUGGCUGUGGGCUGAGGCUGGAGCUCAGAUGGAGCUGGAGGCCUCUCUGGGUAUCGGUGGAUUUGGCUACCCCGCCAUGGCCGCCAUCAACUCACGCAAGAUGAAAUUUGCCCUGCUCAGGGGCUCCUUCAGCGAGACUGGCAUUCAUGAGUUCCUCAGGGAGCUUUCCGUGGGCCGUGGCUCAACCGCCACAUUCGGAGGCGGUUCCAUGCCCAAGAUUCACGCUGUUGAGGCCUGGGACGGCAAAGAUGGACAGCUUCCGGAGGAGGAGGACUACGACCUCAGUGAUGUAGACCUGGAUUAUGAUGAUAAGGACGAGUUAUGAGCCCAAACGGGUCGGGAUCUGAUCCAGAUUGGCUUGGUUGAAUCUGGUCUGGUCUGGUCCUGCGCGACCCGCCUCCCCUCUCCUGUGGACGAAUGGGAAGCCCGGUUGCCCAGUUACUGAAAUACUCCAGAAAAGACGCAUUAGAGAGACACCUGCAGUUUCUCACCUCAUCUUUGUUAAGUCUCACGGGAACAGGAGGGGAGGGGGUGUCGUCUCCCUGGAGUGAAUCCUGCCUCACAUACCUGCUGAACGGUAGAAGCUGCAUAUUUCUAAGGCCCCCACCACCUGAGCUGAGGAGAGGAGUGUGGCAUUUCAGUCUUUUUCAAACAUCAUUCCCCCCUCUCCCCUCUUCGGCCACCUUCAAGCACCAAUUUUAAGAUGUGGACUUGUCAAAGUAACACUUCAAUGUCCAACCUGAUGUGACUAUAUAUUUGUUCUCUUCUUCUUUUUUUUUAAAUCAGUAAGUGUGAAUCUCGGUGGGUUUGCAUCAUGUCUGUCCAGGACAAGGGGAAUACUGCGGGACUUCUUGUGUAGAUUUUUCUUACACGACUUUAUUUCAAUUGUGUGAAAACAAAAUGACAUUUUUGUUACAAAAAUAAAAAGGAAUAAAAACAA